AUGCAGAGUGCCGAGACGCUCUCGCCGCGUCCCGUCUCGCUGUUCGCCUCUGCGCCUGUGCCCGGUGCUUCACCGCCGGCAGACUGGGCAACCCACCCGCGCGUUGCUUUCCCGCCUCCGGCAUGUGAGCAGAUCGCGGACCCGCAGUCUGGCCUCGACGCAACGCACCGUUUCGCUGCGAAGAAAGAAGGCGCGCGCGUGCGCCUCGCGCCCCAACGCAGCCUCGCAGCCUCGCCCGGCUUGCCAGGCGCCGACACGGUUCCAGGCGCCUCGCCGAGUCCCCAGGCUGUCUUCGGCCCGCAUGCAGAAACGGCUGCAGAAAAACGCGGCGCGCGCCUCGCCUCCUCUGCCGCUCUGGGGCGCGAGGCAUCCCGCCGAAAGCUGGCGGCGCCUGUAAAGCCGAAACCGUUGCAGACGCAUGCGCCGGCGCAAAUCUCCGGCGGGCACGCGGGGCCCGCUGAAAACCGCCAGACUGCCUCACUCGCAGCGCACGCGGACCCGGUUCCGAGCUACAGCUCUGUCCAAAGAAUGCAUCGGACCGCGCCUGGACCGCAUGCGCUGCCGACUCCCAGCGCGGCCUGCGUCGCUUCCGUCAGCCGCGAGACGCAGCAGCGCGUGCGGCUCAGUCCUCAGGGUGGCGCGCCGUACCUCGCCAUUCCAAACAUGUACACCCCGGCGACGGCUCCUGACUCGGAGGCGUAUCCGCGCGCGAGCGCUGACCUGUUCCCGCGGGCCAGCGACGCGUCCUGGAUCUCCCAGGCACAAGCGUCGUCGACGCCGCUCCUGUUGGGAUCAGCCGGCGACGCUCCGGGACGAAGGGUGCGUGGCGCCUUUGAGGGGACGUGCGAGGUUCGCGCAUGCACGCAGGAGAAAGAGCUCUUCAGCGUGGGCCACGCGGGGCGCCGCGCGCUCGUCGACGCCCACGGGGCUGCGUCUCUCUCGGCUUCAGCGCACGCGGGGGCGUCUGCGUCGGGCUCUGUGGGGUAUUUCCCCCUCGUCUGCAUGCUCUUCAUGUCCGUCAUGUGCAACUUUGACCACGGCGUCAUCCCCGCCGUCCUGGGAGAUCUGCAAGAACACUUCACGCAGAUGGGCUUCGUCGAACAGAGUCUCCUCGGAUCCCUCGUCUACUUUGGCCUGAUUGUCGGCACUCUUUUUGCAGGCGUCUCCUACCAGCAUCUCGGGGCGAAGUGGCUGCUUGUCGCCUCCCUGACGUGUCUCAGCGCAGGGCUAUACGUUUUCUCCUCCUCCUCGAGCCUCGCCGUGAUGUACAUCAUGCGGUUUUGCAUUGGACUCUGCCAAGCCUUGCCAGUGGUUUACGUCCCGGUGUGGGUUGACGCCUUUGCUCCUGAGGGCCAGGUCACGCGCUGGAUGGCCUUUACGCAACUCGGCGGUAUCGGAGGAACGGUCCUCGGUUACUUCCUCGGCGGAGUGCUCUCGAAGUUCCACGGCGCAAACAGCUUCGGCCUCGCCGCCACGUCUUGGAGAACGCCGUUCGUGAUUCAGUCCGUUGCGCUCCUUCCCUUGAUUUGCGCCCUCGCGUGUUCGGCCCCAAAGACAGUGAACCUCCCUCCGUCCAGCUACGCGCAUCUUGACCCCGAGCGGGAAGGCGGACUGCCGAUGCUGGGAGACGGCGCGACGGCGGGGGGCGAGGAGUCUUCGGCAAUGCGAUCCGUCUGGCGGGUGCUGCAUGCUUCGCUCAAGGGGGUACACAGUCUGUUGAAGAAUCCGCUCUACGUGAUUAUCACCCUCGGAAUGAGUACGCUGUACUUUGUGGUCACGGGCAUCCAGUUCUGGGUCACCGAGUACAUGGUUAUCGUCCUCAAGUUCAACAAGAUCACCGUCGUCGUUCUCUCCACACUUUGCUUCUUGACUGCUCCGACGUCCGGAGUCUGGUGCGGAGGGUACGUGUGUGACCAGUGCGGCGGCUACCGCGGAGGCCAACAACGAACGGCAGUCCGAGUUGCGACGGCCUUUGCAGGCAUCGCUGCGCUUCAAGCCGUCGCGUGCGUGUAUGUCUCAAACAUUUUCCUCUUUGCCGGUUUGCUGUGGGGAUCCCUCUUCGCUGGAGCCGCUCUCGUCCCUGUGGCCGUGGGCAUGAUUCUCUCCUCCGUCCCCGUGCACCAGCGGAGUCUCUCUUCCGCAGUGUCGCAGUUUGCGUACCACGUCUUCGGCUGGUUUGCAGCGCCCCUGGCAAGCGGCGCGGUGAUGGAUUUUGUGGAUACCUGGCAGUCUCAGCAAGUUGCCUUGGAAGCUACCAAGGAACUCCCGCUCGCGGUUGGGUUUUCCAUGAUUUUGUGCGUGAGCGUCCUCGGCUUCGGCUUCUUCGCCACUGCGAAUCUCCUGACUCUCCCUUCCGAGAAAAUUGAGAAGGAAGAACUCGAGUUGCAGCUUGCUCGCAGUCGCCUGCCGACACUUUCCUUCUGA
Messenger RNA from Neospora caninum, 2424 nucleotides. RefSeq lists its product as hypothetical. Gene Ontology annotation, biological process: transmembrane transport. The transcript has 12 exons. Lineage: Eukaryota; Apicomplexa; Conoidasida; Eucoccidiorida; Sarcocystidae. The record is from RefSeq and is a predicted model, not a curated record. Gene Ontology annotation, cellular component: membrane. Gene Ontology annotation, molecular function: transmembrane transporter activity. The coding region runs from base 1 to 2424 and encodes 807 amino acids.